Molecule: messenger RNA, 1292 nt
Organism: Rhizophagus irregularis DAOM 181602=DAOM 197198
Lineage: Eukaryota; Fungi; Glomeromycota; Glomeromycetes; Glomerales; Glomeraceae
Source: RefSeq, a predicted model, not a curated record
AAAUUUUUCUUUUUCUUUUUUUUUUUAAAAAAAACAAAUUUCUCGACUGGAUCUUCUCUAACUUUAUUCUCUUCUUAAAAUCAAGAUGUAUUCAAUUUCAUCGUUCUCACCAGAUACAACGGGUAUAUCAAAGUCUUUCCCGUAUUCACCAUCAAGAAUUGGAACGAUUAAAUUAUUGAUUUUAACAAUAGUGACUCCAAUAAUGAUUCUUACAAUUGUAAAUCCAAUGUGGAUUUGUAUUUUCAUGAAAUAUCCUCAUUUACAUCGCACUGCUAAGAUACCUGUUAGCGUUGAAAUGCCUCAUGUAUCAAAUAAUAAUGUUCAUAAUGCUCAUAAUGCUCAUAAUGUUCAUACUGACAAUUUAUCUGGCGCUAAACCUCAAACUCACACUCACACUAAAUCAUAUAAAGGUGGAAUUAAAGUAACACAAGAAACGAUUGAUGUAAUUGUAGCGUCAAAAGACGGUCAUCGUUUACAAGAAUUUGAAACCACAAUCACAGUAAUUGAAAAUAUUCCACCUAGAACCAAAAAUCAUCGUAAUCGCAAACAGAUUUCUCAACAUGAUACUAAUAAAAAAGGAUUCAAAGCUCAUGCUCAAGUGUCUGUCGCUUCUCAAGUAAAGAGCCAUAACGAAUCCAUUACAGACAAAAUUAGAGAGAGAUUAUUUAGGAAUAGAAAUAGUUGUGCUUAUGUUGCUUUAUCCGUCAUAACAUUAUGUGCCGUUACCAUUUUUGGUGUUGUAUGCUUAUCUAGUGAUAGUAAAAAGGCUUAUGAGUCUGUAAAUAAUGAAGAAGAAAAUCGACUAAUCGAUGAUCAUUAUGUACGAGUUGAAGAUUGUGACGAGGACGAGAAAUUAGGAGAAAAUAAUGUUACAGAAAACAAAAUCGAAGAUGCAUGCGUUAUUGAUUGUACUCGUGUGCAAGUAAAUGAUAAUAAUAUCAGUACUCCAACAACUUCACCGCCUCCUUAUUCUCCUAAUACAAAUUCCGAAUUGAUUUCUACUUCUACUACUUCUUCCGAAAAUACUCAACAAUCAACUGUCUAAAUUAAAAUAAUUUUAAAUAUUUAACAUAAUUUCAAUAGUAAAUAUUUUUCCCUAAAAAUAAGGAAGGUAAAACUCUAAAUAUAUUGUUUUGUGUAUGAAUUGAGCUUUCACUUAAAUAAAUGGAAAAAUCUUAUAAAUAGCUUAAAUUUAAUUGAACGGCUUUAUUCUACUAUAACAAAAUAUUAAGACUAAUAUGUUUUACCAAAAGUAAAAUCUUAUGAGAAUAAAAUAUACAGAUAAUUUUUAA